Molecule: messenger RNA, 1731 nt
Organism: Cladophialophora psammophila CBS 110553
Lineage: Eukaryota; Fungi; Ascomycota; Eurotiomycetes; Chaetothyriales; Herpotrichiellaceae
Exons: 6
Coding region: 1-1731 (576 amino acids)
Source: RefSeq, a predicted model, not a curated record
AUGGCAAUCUCGCAGGGCACCGCACUUGACUAUGUCUCUGAAGUUCCAGCUGUAUCGGCCGAAGUGAAUGGCAAUCACGUCGUACCUAAUGAAUUCCAAUACCCAAAACAUGUCCUCGGUCAGCCCCGGCGUCUGCGGAUCAUCAUUAUAGGGGCAGGCAUAGCAGGUAUCGCUGCUGUCAAGCUGUUUAGAGAACGCUUCGAGGGGCUCCCCGUGAGUCUGACGAUAUAUGAAAAGAAUGCUGAUGUGGGUGGGACUUGGUUAGAAAAUAGGUAUCCAGGAUGUGCCUGUGACGUACCGGCACACGGAUAUACAUUCUCAUGGGAAGGGAAUCCGAACUGGUCUCGGGCGUAUGUGACGGCUCCGGAGAUUUGCGAAUAUUAUCAAGGACGCGCCAGAGCAUACGGGGUGUAUGAGUACUUGCGGAAGAAUCACCGCGUUGUGGGCGCUGUCUGGGAUAAGAAGCAAGGCAUUUGGGAGCUCGGAGUGGAGGACCUUUCCCAGGCGCGGACGUUCACUGACCGUGCUGAAGUUGUUAUUAAUGCAACUGGAUUUCUCAAUAAAUGGAGAUGGCCUGAUAUUCGCGGGCUUGACACCUACAAGGGUCACAAGGUCCAUUCCGCCAGGUGGGACGACUCGUUUGAUUUCACAGGGAAGAAGGUUGCAGUCAUUGGAAAUGGUUCAUCGGCGAUUCAAAUUGUGCCAAUCCUGCGAUCUGUUGCCUGCCAUCUGGUGUCAUUCAACAGAUCUCCCACCUGGAUAACGCCGGAGUUUGGCCAAGAGUUUGCUCCAGAGGGUCGUGAGCAACUCUUCACUGAAGAACAGAAAUCUGCAUGGGCAAGCGAUCCGAAAGGGUUUGUGGAGUAUCGGAAACGAGUCGAGACCACCAUGAAUCAGGUCUUUGACCUAUUUUACAAAGAAUCGCAGAUGCAGAAGGACGCGAUGCAACAUUUCCGGAACAACAUGAAACAGAGACUUGGAAAGAAAGCAUAUCUUGCUGACAAGCUUGUCCCGAACUUUUCUGUGGGAUGUCGAAGGGUUACCCCAGGACACAAUUAUCUCGAGUCCCUCGCUGCCGAUAAUGUGACGAUAGAAACAGGGCAUAUUUUAAAGAUCACGCCGGAUGGGUUCGAGAUGGAGGAUGGAAGACAGUAUACAGAUAUUGACGCCAUCGUUUGCGCUACAGGAUUUGAUACGUCGUUUCGUCCUGCUUUCGCUGUUGUUGGAGAGCAGCAAGAUUUGCGAGAGGUUUGGAAAGAUGAGCCCAAGUCCUACCUCUCGGUCGGAGCGGCUGGCUUUCCGAACUUUUUCUUUGCCACUGGCCCGAACUGUCCACUCGCAAAUGGCACCUUUGUCCCAUGUCUCGAGCGGACCAUGUCCUACAUCUUUGAGCUAGUUGCCAAGAUGCAGCGACAAGGAAUCAAAUCUGUUUCGCCGAAGCAAGAGGCUGUUGACGACUUUCAAGAAUAUAAAGAUUCCUUGAUGAAAGAUUUGGUCUGGACAAGUGGUUGUCGAUCAUGGUACAAGAACGGUCAAGUCGACGGUAAGGUCUGGGGACCUUGGCCGGGAAGCGCGCUGCAUUUCCUCGAGGCGAUGGCGGAGCCUCGAUGGGAGGACUGGGACAUGAAGUACACCACGCAUAAUCGCUUUUCAUAUUUCGGCAAUGGCAAGACGAGGCGAGAGGAACAGGGUGGCGAUCUAGGCUACUAUGUGAGACAGCCAGGUGCCUAG